AUGGUGUCCGCCGCGGUCGAGCUUCUCAAUUACUCCCUUUCUCUAAAAUUCCUGGUUGGAACUCUUGCGGUCUUGGUUCUGAACAUUGUUUUUCGAGCACAUCAAAAUGCUCUGUCGAAUUAUCCCGGACCAUGGAUUUCCAAAUAUACUGACCUUGUCGCGAAAUAUUAUUUCCUCUCAGGCACUAGGCCACGCUAUGUACAUGCACUUCAUAUGAAAUAUGGUCCCGUCGUCCGAGUCAGCCCCUAUGAACUGGACAUUUCUGACAUUGAUGCCGUUAAGGAGAUUCAUCGUGUGGGAGGGCGAUAUCUAAAAUCGGAAUUCUACGAGAAUAUCGGCCAUCGAAGCUUGAAGACAUUGUUCAGCACAACUGACCCAACCCAUCAUGCAAUUCGACGACGACUACUGUCCGCGGGCAUGGCACGCAAUAAUCUCACUCAAUUGGAGCCAAUAGUUAUGGAGCGAGUACAGCUGACCAUUCGCCGUAUGGGGGAAGAGAGCCAAAAACGCGGAGUUAUUGAUGUGUUCAAAUGGUGGACGUUCAUGGCGACAGAUGUAAUCGGUGAAUUGAGCUUUGGAGAAUCCUUCCGGACGUUAGAUAAGGGUGAAAAAACUCAAUACAUCAAAGACUUGGAGAACAUCUCCUCCUUCAUGGCAAUUCGCACCACUUUUCCGACUUUGCUUCGAUACGCGCAAUUUCUCCCAAUUUUUCCAGUUCUCAAAAGAGUUUCUGCCGCCGGUCAAAGAAUGUUUCAAUACGCGCAGCAAGCCAUUGGCCGAUACCAAUCAAUGCUUGAGCGUGAUCCCGAUCCUAAGCAGACUCUCUUUACAAAAAUGUUCAAAGGCGGCUCUGAGGGACUUACACAGUUUGAGAUUACGUUGGAAGCCGGUGGUUAUAUAGUAGCAGGCAGCGACACAACUGCUAUCACAUUGACCUAUCUUGUAUGGGCGGUUUGCAAGAGACCCUCAAUACGUGAUCGAUUGGUGGCCGAAGUUAAAAACUUACCAGAGGAUGUGAAGGAAAAGGACCUACGUGACUCACCAUAUCUGAAUCAGGUCAUCCACGAAGCCUUGCGGCUGCAUUCAGCGGUCCCUAGUGCUUUGCCACGAGCUGUGCCGCCUGAGGGAGCUACUUUAGUUGGCUACAAUAUUCCAGGUGGUAUUACGGUGUCUACGCAGGCAUAUUCUCUGCAUCGUAACCCAGAAAUCUUCCCAAAUCCAGAAACCUUUGACCCUAGUCGAUGGGAGAAUCCGUCAAAAGAGAUGAAGAAUAUGUUCAUGCCAUUUGGAGGCGGUUCUAGAAUUUGUAUCGGCAUUCAUCUGGCGUGGAUGGAAUUACUGCUGGCCACUGCCCUUUUCUUUCGCACAUUUCCUAACGCGUCCAUUUCCAAAAAAGAUGGAAUGUGUGACCAGGAUAUGGAAGCCAAGAUGUUUGUACUUGUAUCACCUAAAGGACGACGUUGCUUGAUUGAGACUUGA
Messenger RNA from Talaromyces marneffei, 1479 nucleotides. RefSeq lists its product as uncharacterized. Bases 1 to 1479 code for a protein of 492 amino acids. Lineage: Eukaryota; Fungi; Ascomycota; Eurotiomycetes; Eurotiales; Trichocomaceae. The transcript has 7 exons. The record is from RefSeq and is a predicted model, not a curated record. Gene Ontology annotation, molecular function: monooxygenase activity; oxidoreductase activity, acting on paired donors, with incorporation or reduction of molecular oxygen; heme binding.